Messenger RNA from Moesziomyces antarcticus, 882 nucleotides. RefSeq lists its product as uncharacterized. The coding region runs from base 1 to 882 and encodes 293 amino acids. The record is from RefSeq and is a predicted model, not a curated record. NCBI's taxonomy places the organism in Eukaryota, Fungi, Basidiomycota, Ustilaginomycetes, Ustilaginales, Ustilaginaceae. The transcript has 3 exons.
AUGUCGAAUGUGAAAUUGGCUGCUCUAGAGACCAGCGAGGGCGAUCGUAGAAGCUCCAUGUGGCUUCCAGUCGCAUCGUUUGACUCGUACCAGAGCAGCUUGCUGCAUAAGAUCGCCCGGUACGUGCUGCUGCUCUACAUCAUGGCCACACUCCUCUACAUGGUGGUGCUAGCCGUGGCAUCUGCCGAUAGCAACGUCAAGCAUAAUCACGCUCUCUUCAACGGCAUCCUGCCGCCCCCUGCAGUAUUCGGUCUGCACGGCUAUGUGCCCCUCAGCAAAGCGGGUCACGAGGUACCCGAAGAAACGAAAAUCUACGCCGACUUGGCCAACGCAAAUGGCACGGGACCGCACGUCGACUUCAUAUGGAUGCGGCAUGGGAUUCCGAGCUACCUCACUACGAAGCUGAAUCUCAGCAGAGAGUCGGUCGAGCAGAACCAUUACAGAAUUCUCAUGGUGGAAGGAGCCGCAAGGGUCGAAUUGGAUGCCGUAGCAUCCGCGCAGAAUCGCGAGGCUGCUGACCUCAAGACGCGAGACGUGGGAGAUAUGGACAUACAAGACUGCUUCGAUCUUCCGCCGCUACCCCAAGGGGCUGCUACUGCCGUAUGCCACAACAAUCAUGGCGCUCUUCUGAGGGAUUGCGACUCGCUCUACUGGGCGAUGACGGACGAAUUUUGUAACGAUUGGGACGAAGCAGGCCGAGUCUACGGCAUUCAGCAUUCGUGCGCCAUAGUGGCGAAGAGGGCCAGGCUGGCUGCAACCUGCUUCAGCAUUCGCGAAACCGCUUCGUACGCGUACGCGCUGCCAAUCAUCCAUCAAUGCUGGGGUACCCUGGGCAGUUCUUGCCGUGGUACCAAGAUUCUGUCUGGCCGGACGGCACAUUAG